GUCCUGUCUAUCUGGAGGUCACCAGCCUGCGCAGGUCCAAAGGCAGGGAGGUGACCCUACGUGCACCCCUUUCCUGUCUCUCCAGUCCCUCCGGGCUUGGCUACUCGGCCUCUGCUCCUUCCCCCUGCGGCUUCGUCUCUGUACAUUCUGCUCGGUGCUCUGCCCUACUGGCAUUUGUGGUCUUUUUUAAGCCUGGGAGCAGAGGGGAGGGAGGGAUGAAGGGGCACAGAGGCUUCAGGGGCUCAUGAGGAUUUUUUGCUGCUUGGACAGAAGAGAUGCAGUUAGCUUUUCCUUUCAGGAACAGUUCCUUGUUGUGGCCCCAUUGUUCAGAAUACAUACCAAUUGCAGAGUCUGAGGACCCAGAGGAGACCCAGGAAGCGGUGCGCGCCUGCAGCCGUCUAUUCGGGGCCUUGCUGGAGCGGGGAGAGCUGUUCGUGGGCCAGCUGCCCCCUGAGGACAUGGUCAUGGCAGGGUCCCAGGGGGCCACGCGGAAGUACAAGGUGUGGAUGAGACACCGCUACCACAGCUGCUGUAACCGCCUGCAGGAGCUUCUGGCUCACCCCUCUUUUGAGGUCAAGGAGCUGGCUCUCAGCACGCUCAUGAAGUUCGUGCAGCUGGAAGGAACGCAUCCCCUGGAGAAACCCAAGUGGGAGGGCAACUACCUGUUCCCCCGCCAGCUCUUCAAGUCGGUGGUGCAAGGCCUGCUGUCCCCGGCGGAGGACCGCUCGCUGCUGGUGUGUCACUUCCAGGAGCACCUGCAGCACGAUGACAUCCGCUACCACACGAUGCUGGCGGCCACGGACGUCGUGGGCAGAGUGGCUGACGGGCACCAUGAGGUGCCCCUCGCUUUCUGGAACAACGCCUUCGCGCUGCUGUCUGCUGUGAGCCUCCCUCGUGAAGAGACUGGCUCCUCCAGCUUCUACGUGAAGCACGCUGAGCUGUCGCACAAGUGGAAGGUCACUCAUCUGAAGGAGCACAGAAAGGCCUUCCAGCUGAUGUGGCUCGGCUUCCUCAAGCACAAGCUGCCCCUCGGCCUGUACAAGAAGGUGCUGGUGAUCAUGCACGACUCCAUCCUGCCCCACCUGGCCCAGCCCAGCCUCAUGAUCGACUUCCUUACCCGGGCCUACGACGUGGGCGGCGCCAUCAGCCUGUUGGCUUUGAACGGACUUUUUAUCUUGAUUCACAAGCACAACCUCGAGUACCCGGACUUCUAUCGGAAGCUCUAUGCUCUCCUGGACCCGUCUGUCUUCCACGUCAAGUACCGGGCGCGCUUCUUCCACCUGGCCGACCUCUUCCUGUCGUCCUCCCAUCUGCCUGCCUACCUGGUGGCUGCUUUCGCCAAGCGCUUGUCCCGCCUGGCGCUGACGGCGCCGCCCGAGGCCCUGCUCAUGGUGCUGCCUUUCAUCUGCAACCUGCUGCGCAGACACCCAGCCUGCGGCGUCCUGGUGCACCGCCCGCGGGGCCCUGAGCUGGAUGCUGACCCCUACGACCCCGAGGAGGAGGACCCGGCCAGGAGCCGCGCCCUGGAGAGCUCGCUGUGGGAGCUGCAGACCCUCCAGCGGCAUUACCACCCCGCGGUGUCGCAGGCCGCCAGCGUCAUCAACCAGGCGCUGUCGGUGCCCGAGGUCAGUGUCGCGCCGCUGCUGGAGCUCACGGCGUUCGAGGUGUUUGAGCAGGACCUGAAGAAGAAGAAGGGCCAGGAGUCAGUGCCUCUGGAGUUCCUCCCCGCGCAAGGGCUGCUGGGCCGGCCCAGUGACCUCUGCGCCCAGCACUUCACGCUCAGCUGACCCUGAGCGUCUGCCCCCCGAGAGGCAGUUACAGGCGGAGCCGCUUCACUGCCAGC
Messenger RNA from Hyaena hyaena (striped hyena), 1843 nucleotides. It is a transcript of the gene NOC4L, whose product is annotated as nucleolar complex associated 4 homolog. Gene Ontology annotation, cellular component: nucleolus; small-subunit processome; Noc4p-Nop14p complex. The transcript has 15 exons. The coding region runs from base 276 to 1787 and encodes 503 amino acids. Gene Ontology annotation, biological process: ribosome biogenesis. The record is from RefSeq and is a predicted model, not a curated record. NCBI's taxonomy places the organism in Eukaryota, Metazoa, Chordata, Mammalia, Carnivora, Hyaenidae.